AUGGCCUCCUGGGAGAGCACACACUCCUCCCGGGGCUUGCUCGCUUGCACGCCCACCUGGUGUCAUCUCCACGUGCCCUCUGACGCCCGGAGCAGGUGGAGUGCCUCUCUGGCCCAGCCACCUUCCUCGAGGGGGAGCCCCGUUCUGCGGCAGGCUGCCACAGCACCGAAUUGUUCCCUCUGCCCCCAGGACGCCAAUCUGUCCGUGUACAGCGACGACCCGGACCUCACUCCCUGUUUCCAGAACUCCGUGCUGGCCUGGGUCCCCUGCAUCUACCUGUAGGCCUCCCUGCCCUGCUACCUCUUCCAUCUGCGGCACCAUCACCGAGGCUAUGUUAUCCUCUCCCACCUCUCCAGGCUCAAGACGGCCUUGGGCGUCCUGCUGUGGUGCAUCUCCUGGGCUGACCUCUUCUACGCCUUCCAUGGCCCGGUCCACGGCUGGGCCCCUGCCCCCAUCUUCUUUGUCACCCCGUUGCUGGUGGGGGUCACCGUGCCGCUGGCCACUCUGCUAAUCCAGCAUGAGCGGCUGCAGGGGGUACAGUCCCCAGGAGUCCUCAUCAUCUUCUGGUUCCCGUGCAUGGUCUGUGCCAUUGUCCCCUUCCGCUCCAAGAUCCUGUCGGCCGUGGCAAAGGGCAAGACCUCAGACCCCUUCCGCUUCGCCACCUUCUACAUCUACUUCGCCCUGGUGCUUUUCCCUCUCAUCCUGUCCUGCUUCAGGGAGCAGCCGCCAUUUUUCUCCCCAAAGAAUGUCGACCCUAACCCCUCCCCAGAGGUCAGCGCUGGCUUCUUCUCCUGCCUGUCUUUCUGGUGGUUCACAAAGAUGGCCAUCCUUGGCUACCGGCGCCCCCUGGAGGAGCAGGACCUCUGGUCCCUGACCGAGGAGGACCGCUGGCAGGUGGUGGUGGACAGGCUGACGGAGGCAUGGAAGAAGCAGCAGAAGCAGGCAGCGCGACACAGGGCCGCGGUGGCAUCUGGGAAGAGUGUGUCCGGUGAGGAUGUGGUGCUGCUCGGGGGGCUGCCCAGGCCCCGGGAGUCAUCCUUCCCGAGGGCCGUGCUGGCCACCUGUGGUUUGGGCAUCUUCACAAGCAUCUGCUUCAAGUUGACCCAGGACCUGCUCUCCUUCGUCAAUCCGCAGCUGCUCAGCAUCCUGAUCAGGUUUAUCUCAAACCCCGUGGCCCCCACCUGGUGGGGUUUCCCGGUGGCCGGGCUGAUGUUUGCGUGCUCUGUGAUGCAGACUCUGCUCUCACAACAGUAUCUCCACUGUAUCUAUAUGAUGGUGUUGAGGCUUCGUUCGGCGAUCACAGGUGUCAUUUUCCGCAUGUUUGUUUCUCACUCUCUGUUGGGCUGACUACCAUCUCUUGCUUCCUGCCCAGCUCCACGUUUCUGAUCCAUAGGCCUCUGUCCGUCUGUGGGGGUCUGUGCACAUUCUUUAGGUAUUUGUCUUAUCGAUCCACCCAUGCCUCCUCAGAACCUGGGUCCUUCCAUCUUGGCUGGGGUGGCUUUAAUUGUCUUGCUGGUCCCACUCAACAGAGCUGUGGCUGUGGCCAUGAAGAUGCGUGCCUUACAGGUAGGCCAAAUGAAGUUCAAGGACUCAUGCACCAAGCUGAUGAGUGAGAUCCUGGGUGGCUUCAAGGUGCUGAAGCUGUAUGCCUGGGAACCCGUUUUCUUGGGGAGGGUGGAGGGCAUCCGGGAGGACGAGCUCCGGAUACUACGCCGGUCUGCCUACCUCCAAGCCAUAUCCGCGUUCACCUGGGUCUGCACCCCCUUCCUGGUGACCCUGAUUACCCUUGGGGUCUGUGUGUCCGUGGACCAGAACAACGUGCUAGAUGCUGAGAAGGCCUUUGUGUCUGUGUCCCUGUUCAAUAUUUUAAAGACUCCCCGGAACCUGCUGCCCCAGAUAAUCAGCAGCCUGGUCCAGAUCAGUUUGUCUCUGAAAGGGAUCCAGCAUUUCCUGAGCCAAGAUGAACUUGACCCCCACUGUGUGGAAAGAAAGACCAUCACCCCAGGUGAGAGGUUGGGGAAGGAAAUCCCAAUCCCUACCUCUGACUGGGUUCCUGGACUCCUUGCCCUCAGUCUAGACAUCCAGGUGCUGAAAGGGGCACUGGUGGCCGUGGUGGGGCCUGUGGGCUGUGGGAAGUCCUCCCUGGUGUCUGCCCUGCUGGGAGAGAUGGAGAAACUGGAAGGCACGGUGUGUGUGAAGGGCUCUGUGGCCUACGUGCCCCAGCAGGCAUGGAUCCAGAAUUGCACUCUUCAGGAAGACAUACUGUUUGGCCGAGCCCUGGACCCCACUCUGGAAGCCUGUGCCUUGCUAGCUGACCUGGAGUUGCUGCCUGCCGGGGACCAGACAGAGAUUGGAGAGAAGGGCAUUAACCUGUCUGGGGGCCAGCGACAGCGGGUGAGUCUGGGCCGAGCUGUUUACAGGGAAGCUGACCUUUUUAUGUUGGAUGACCCACUGUCAGCUGUGGACUCCCAUGUGGCCAAGCAUCUCUUUGACCAAGUCAUAGGGCCCGAAGGCGUGCUGGCAGGCAAGACACGGGUGCUGGUGACACACAGCAUCAACUUCCUGCCCCAGAUGGACUUCAUCAUAGUGCUGGCUGACGGGCAGGUGUCUGAGGCGGGCCCCUACCCAGCCCUGCUGCAGCAUAGCGGCUCCUUUGCCAACUUCCUCUGCAACUACGCACCUGACAAGCCCGAGAAGAACCUGAAGGAAGGCAGCAGGACCGCCUUGGAGGACACAGACGAGGAGGAGGUGCUGCUGAUUGAGGACACGCUGAGCAAUCACACAGGCCUGACGGAUCAUGAGCCAGUCAUGUAUGAGGUCCAGAGGCAGUUUUUGAGACAGCUGAGUGUCAUGUCCUCGGAAGGCGAGGGCCAGGGCCGGCCUGUGCCCCAGAGACGCCCAGGUUCAACAGAGAAGGUAGUGCAGGCAGCAGAGGUGAAGGCGAGCGGGGCACUGAUCCAGGAGGAGAAGGUGGAGAUAGGCACUGUGAAGCUGAGUGUGUUCUGGGAUUACGCCAAGGGCAUGGGGCUCUAUACCAUAGUGGCCAUCUGUCUUCUGUACCUGGGUCAUAGUGUGGCUGCCAUCGGGGCCAGCGUGUGGCUCAGUGCCUGGAGCGAUGAGGCUAUGGUGGAUGGCCAACAGAAUAAUACCUCCGUGAGGCUGGGUGUCUAUGCUGCCUUGGGAAUUCUGCGAGCGGGGCUCCUGGUGAUGGUGUCAGCCAUCACGCUGAUGGUGGGGAGUGUCCAGGAUGCACGCUCGCUUCACCGGGUGCUGCUGCACAAGAGGCGCUCGCCACAGUCCUUCUUCCAUACGACGCCCUCAGGCCGGAUCCUCAACCGCUUCUCUAAGGACAUCUAGGUCAUCGAUGAGGUUCUGGCCCCCACCAUCCUCAUGCCGCUGAAUUCCUUCCACAACUCCAUCUCCGCCUUCGUGGUCACCAUAGCCAGCACGCCGCUCUUCACUGUGGUCACCCUGCCUCUGGCUGUCCUGUACAUCACGUUGCAGGGGUCCUACGGUGCUGACCCCAAGCACCUGAAGAGGCUGGACUCCAUCAGCCGCUCGCCCAUAUACUCCCACUUUUCAGAGACGGUGACUGGCACCAGCGUCAUUCGGGCCUAUGGCCGCAGCCAGGACUUCAAGGCCAUCAGUGAUGCUAAGGUGGACACCAACAUGAGGAGCUCCUACCCCUAUGUUGCCUCCAACAGGUGGCUGUGGGUCCACGCGGAGUCCGUGGGGAACUGUGUUGUGUUCUUUGCUGCACUCUCUGCUGUGAUUGGCAGAAACAGCCCGAGUCCGGGGCUGGUGGGCCUUUCUGUGUCCUACGCCCUACAGAUAACAAUUAGUCUGAUGUGGAUGAUCCAAAUGAUGUCAGACUUGGAGUCUAACAUCGUGGCCGUGGAGAGAGUCAAGGAGUACUCCAAGAUAGAGACUGAGGCCCCCUGGGUGGUGGAGGGCGGCCGUCCUCCCGCGGGCUGGCCCCUGCGGGGCAAAGUGGAGUUCUGGAACUUCUCUGUGCGCUACCGGCCAGGCCUGGAGCUGGUGCUGAGGAACCUGAGUCUGCGCGUGCACGGUGGCGAGAAGGUGGGGAUCGUGAGCCGCACCGGGGCCGGCAAAUCGUCCAUGACCCUCUGCCCGUUCCACAUCCUGGAGGCCGCGGAAGGUGAAAUCCGCAUCGACGGCCUCAACGUGGCAGAUGUGGGACUCCACGACCUGCGUCCUCAGCUGACCGUCAUCCCCCAGGACCCCAUCCUGUUCUCCGUGUCCCUACGUAUGAACCUGGACCCCUUUGGGUAUUACUCGGAGGCAGAUCUAUGGCGAGCCUUGGAGCUUUCCCACCUGCACACCUUUGUGAGCUCACAGCCGGAGGGCCUGGACUUCCAGUGCUCCGAGGGAGGGGAGAAUCUCAGCUGUUCCCAGCGCCAGCUCGUGUGCCUGGCCCGAGCCAUGCUCUGCAGGAGCCGCAUCCUGGUUUAAAAAUUUUUUUUUUCACGAGGCCAGGCUGCCAUGGACCUGGAGACUGACGACCUCAUCCGGGCUACCAUCCGCACCCAUUUUGAGAACUGCACGGUACUGACCAUCCCACACCGGCUCGACACCAUCAUAGACUGUACGAGCGUCCUUGUCCUGGACAGAGGGACAGUAGCUGAACUUGAUUCUCCAGCCAACCUCAUCGCAGCCAGAGGCAUCUUCUACGGGAUGGCCAGAGACGCUGGACUUGUCUAAAAUAUAUUCCUGGGACUUGCUCCUGGCCAUUGCUGGUUUUCAUCAGGAGAAAAAAAGACACCAAGCACGUCUGCAGGAUGGACUCGAUGGCAAACACUGGAGGCAUUUGCUAGAUUCUUGCCCUGCAAAGUGCCUCACAGAAUAAUUGUGCUAAAUGCUUUAGAUGAGGAAGUGGGGCCCAAGAGGUGAACUACGGGCCCGAGGCCACAGCUAGUUUGAGGCAGAGCCCAGACUGGUGCCCGGGGUCUCCUGAUUCCCAACCUAGUGUUCUUGCCACGCUGUGCUGUUUUCAGUCAUUUCAUGGAAUGACCUCUCCACUCUGUCUGAUUUUUUGUAUUUUCUACUCAGAAGGAUUUUUUUUUUUUUUUUUAAAGUAAAGCUUUUUCCUCCUGGAACAGCAGACUGCCGGGUCAGGGUGUCCUUAGGAACUGAGUCCUGUACUCUGGGGUGCUGGCCUGAAUCCAUUAAAAAUGGAGCACUGAUGAAAUAAAGCGACAUG
This is a messenger RNA of Panthera uncia (snow leopard), 5221 nucleotides long. RefSeq names its product ATP binding cassette subfamily C member 3 (gene ABCC3). The record is from RefSeq and is a predicted model, not a curated record. Gene Ontology annotation, biological process: transmembrane transport. Gene Ontology annotation, cellular component: membrane. Gene Ontology annotation, molecular function: ABC-type transporter activity; ATP binding; ATP hydrolysis activity. NCBI's taxonomy places the organism in Eukaryota, Metazoa, Chordata, Mammalia, Carnivora, Felidae.